Molecule: messenger RNA, 1140 nt
Organism: Scutellospora calospora
Lineage: Eukaryota; Fungi; Glomeromycota; Glomeromycetes; Diversisporales; Gigasporaceae
Source: the annotation of a GenBank genome assembly
GCACCACCUUCAACAGUCCCAGCACAAUAUAUGCCUAUCACUGGUCCUUUAUUAACUCAACCGUUAAACAUCGAUAAUCAAAGCAUUGGUGGUGAUACAAAAGACAGAAGGGAAUCAUUAUCUUCUCAAAGUGGUGCACCAUCAUCGGUUCAAGCUUCUUUGCAACCAAUGAUGGAUUCCAAUUUUAUUCAAACUGCUCAACCAACAUUCUACCCUCCACCAACUUAUUGGCAUCCCCAACAUAUGAUAAUGCCUCCGUUUAGUACUGGAACUUCAGCACCAGGAUACAUCUCUGCUCAACAAGCGUGGACAACAUCAGUUCCUAAAGAUUCAUCUGGAGUCAGUCGUAUACAACCAACUCAAUCAACUGGUGUGAAUUGCGCUGCUAAUAUGUCACCAGCGAUGCCUUUGGAACAACAAUACGUGGAGACACCCGUUACUCAACAUCAUUAUCCUUCGGCGCCUGAACAGUAUCAAGCGACAUCUCAGCCACAAGAGCCAAAUUCGGAAAGUGAUACUAAUAUUGUGUCCUAUCUGAUCGAAGAACAAAGGAAAGGCCUUGAGGCUACAAAUUUGGCUUCAGAUAACACUCCUCCUCCUACUCCUUCUGAAGCUGGUUCUACUACAUCAUCUCGAUCACGAAGGUCAUCAUUACCUCCGCGACAACGAAUCAGACAACCUUCAGUGGCUUCAAUGUCUCCUGCUUCAUCUGUUUCUUCUCUAAAACCUUCAUCACUUAAUAGAUAUUUCAUUCUUAAAUCUUUGACCCAAGAUGAUCUUGAUAUUUCUGUUAAAAGUGGAUUUUGGGCUACUCAACCACACAAUGAAGCGGCAUUAAAUAAAGCUUUUAAAAGUGCUGAAAACGUGUAUCUUAUUUUUAGCGCUAAUAAAAGUGGCGAAUUUUAUGGCUACGCAAAGAUGGUGAGUCCUAUUAGUAAAGAGACUACAGAAACUGUACAGUGGACACCGAUUGAUGAAGCGGCUUUGGCAGCUUCUUCAUCACGGCCUUCCCCAGUCCAGGAAGAUAUGAAAACUAGAGUAAAAAAUUCUCAGGAUGAAGAUAAUGAUGAUUGUGAAGAUGACGGUGUUCCAUCACGAAAUUGGGGAACUACGUUUAAAGUUGAAUGGAUGAAAGUGUGA